Molecule: messenger RNA, 1824 nt
Organism: Microtus oregoni (creeping vole)
Lineage: Eukaryota; Metazoa; Chordata; Mammalia; Rodentia; Cricetidae
Gene: Hao1
Product: hydroxyacid oxidase 1
Exons: 8
Coding region: 15-1127 (370 amino acids)
Molecular function (GO): oxidoreductase activity; FMN binding
Source: RefSeq, a predicted model, not a curated record
UGUACCCUGCUGCAAUGUUGCCCCGGCUGGUCUGCAUCAGUGAUUAUGAAGAGCACGCCAGAUCAGUGCUUCAAAAGUCAGUAUAUGAUUAUUAUAAAUCUGGGGCAAACGAUCAGGAGACCUUGGCUGAUAAUAUUAGAGCAUUUUCUAGGUGGAAGCUGUAUCCACGGAUGCUCCGGAAUGUUGCUGAUAUCGACCUGUCGACUUCUGUUUUAGGACAGAGGGUCAGCAUGCCAAUAUGUGUCGGGGCGACGGCCAUGCAGUGCAUGGCUCAUGUGGAUGGGGAGCUGGCCACUGUCAGAGCCUGUCAGACCAUGGGAACAGGCAUGAUGCUGAGUUCCUGGGCCACCUCCUCAAUAGAAGAAGUGGCAGAGGCUGGCCCCGAGGCACUUCGUUGGAUGCAGCUAUACAUCUACAAAGACCGUGAGGUCAGCAGCCAGCUAGUGAAGCGAGCUGAGCAGAUGGGUUACAAGGCAAUAUUUGUGACUGUGGACACCCCUUACCUGGGCAACCGCUUCGAUGAUGUGCGUAACAGAUUCAAGCUGCCGCCACAACUCAGGAUGAAGAACUUUGAAACCAAUGAUUUGGCAUUUUCUCCUAAAAGGAAUUAUGGAGACAACAGUGGACUUGCUGAAUAUGUGGCACAAGCCAUAGACCCAUCUCUCAGCUGGGAUGACAUCAAAUGGCUCAGACGAUUGACAUCGCUGCCUAUUGUUGUAAAGGGCAUCUUGAGAGGCGACGAUGCUAGAGAAGCUGUGAAGCAUGGUGUGGACGGGAUCUUGGUGUCCAAUCACGGGGCGAGACAACUGGAUGGCGUGCCAGCUACUAUUGAUGCCCUGCCAGAAAUCGUCGAGGCUGUGGAUGGGAAGGUGGAAGUCUUCCUGGACGGAGGUGUAAGGAAGGGCACUGAUGUUCUCAAAGCUCUGGCCCUGGGAGCCAAGGCUGUGUUUGUGGGGAGACCCAUCAUAUGGGGCUUGGCUUUCCAGGGAGAAAAAGGUGUUCAGGAUGUCCUUGAGAUCCUGAAGGAAGAAUUCCGGCUGGCCAUGGGUCUCAGUGGGUGCCAGAAUGUGAAAGUCAUCGACAAGACAUUGGUGAGGAAAAAUCCUUUGGCCGUUUCCAAGAUCUGACAGUGCACAAUAUUUUCCCAUCUGUAUUAUUUUUUUUCCAGCAUGUAUUACUUGACAAAGAGACACUGUGCAGAGGGUGACCACAGACUGUAACUCUCCACUUCAAUACAAAGGGUGUCGUUCUUCUCCAACAAAACAGCGAUCCCUUUUCGUUCAUUGCUUUUGACUUUUCAAUGGGUGUCCUAGGAACCUUUUAGAAAGAAAUGGACUUGCAUCCUGGAAAUAUAUUAACUGUUAAAAAGAAAACAUUGAAAAUGUGUUUAGACAACGUCAUCCCCUGGCAGGCUUAAGUGCUGGGAAACAAAAGAUAUCCUCUGGUAAAAUUGGAGGUAGUGGGCUGAAGGAAAAGAUAAUGACCUCCCUGUUUAUUAACCUGUCUUAUGUUUAGAUUUCCUUAAGACAGUGCUUUUUACAGUAUGCGCUGGGCUGUGAAAUGCUGGAAAUGCCCAAAGAAACAUGACGCUUGGAUCUGCCGUGUUGAGAAAACAGCACUAGGUAGAAUUGAAAUGAAUGGUGGUAAUUUGUGAUUUUUCUAGAGACUUUUUGACUUUUAGCACCUAGGUCUCUGAAGGUGUAUUUCUAGCCAUGUAUUGAGUACCUGAAUAUAUCUGAAUGCUGUGUGGCAGUCACCCCGUUUGAAAAGGAUAUGUCUUGUCUACUUGGGCCAUCAUGAAAUAAUUUUCAUUUUUGAACUCUG